Molecule: messenger RNA, 1695 nt
Organism: Peronospora farinosa
Lineage: Eukaryota; Oomycota; Peronosporomycetes; Peronosporales; Peronosporaceae
Source: the annotation of a GenBank genome assembly
AUGGACGAGCAGAAAAAGGGUAUUGCUGAGAGUACGGAGGAAAAGCUGGAGACGCAUUCAUCACCAAACGUUGUGAUUUGUGGGAAGAAGGAAGAAGAGAAAGCAAUUGUAAAGAAAGAGCAGACGAAGAAUGCUGUGAAUGUGUCGCAUUCUGUUGCGAAGCAGGGAUCAGAGAUGGAUGAAAGGAGUUUGUCGAGUCGAUUAAAGCCAAUUAUGGAUGUCAGCUCGAUCAAGAAGGAUAUUCUAAAGGCUCUGGCAGACGCGAGAAGCACGAUUGCAGGGAUUAAAAAGAGCGGUGUGGGCGGUGAUUACAUCACGACAACUCCAACGUCAGCACCAUCAUUGGUUUUGAAGGAGGUUGUAGCGGACGAAGAAGAUCAGGAUGCGAUUUUGCCGAAGAAGCAAGCAAUGGAGCUGGUUGGAUCGCCACAGAAUACAGAUCAGUCACCGAAAAACACGAUCUCUGGAGAAGGUACUUCUGACAGUGGAUACACUGCGGAUGAGUUCGACAUGUUUUCGAUGGCGGCUCUAGACGAUCAUGAUGGCGCGAUGGACGGUACGAAUGGUGUUGCUGCUAUCACGGUGGACGAAGUGUCGCUGCAGUCGAGCCGCGAUGACGAAGAAGGGUAUUACUAUACCACUAUUGGAGAGGUGCUGAAUGGAAAAUAUCGCGUGCUUGGUAUUGUUGGCAAGGGCGUGUUCUCCACGGUACUGCGUUGUCAGUGCAUUACUCCUUUGGAGAUUGCAGGCGGCAAAGCACUAAACUUCGUAGCUAUCAAGAUAAUUCGAAACAAUGACAUCAUGCGCGAUGCCGCGCAAACAGAGCUCAAGGUAUUGAAUGAGCUCCGAGAGCGCGACCCUCGCGACAAAAAGCAUUGCAUACGGCUACUAGAUUCGUUUUCUCACCGCAGUCACGUCGCGAUGGUAUUUGAACCGAUGCAAAUGAACGUCAGGGAGGCCAUGAAGAAGUUUGGCGGAAAAGGUGGCAUUUCGAUCCAGGCUGUAUGCGUCUUCAGUAAGCACCUGCUCAUGGCGCUUAAUCAUUUGGAGACGUGUGGGGUAAUUCACGCUGAUAUUAAGCCGGACAACAUUCUGCUUGAUGAGAAGCAAACGACGAUCAAACUUUGCGAUUUCGGAUCCGCUUAUAAAGCGGACGAUGGGAAGCAAGAUCCGACACCAUAUUUGGUCAGCCGUUUUUACCGCGCGCCCGAGAUCGUGCUGGGCCUCGUUUACGACAAAGCGGUAGAUAUGUGGUCUGUCGGCUGUUGUUUAUACGAAAUGUUCACUGGCAAAGUUAUGUUUCCAGGGAGCACGAACAACGAGAUGCUCAAACUUUUUAUGGAGCUCAAAGGCAAGAUCCCGAACAAGCUGAUCAAGAAACACCGCCAGACGUACAUCGACCAUCUUGAAAUGGAGCCACACUUUACAGAAGAUCUCAAGUUUUGCAGUCGAGAGAGCGACCGUGUCACAGGUAAGCCCGUUUUGCGCUUGAUGGACACCUUUAAGGCGAAGAGCGAUCUCAUUAGCAGUCUAAUGGUUGCUAAAAGUGCCACUGACGACCGAAAGCUGGUGCUGGAACUCCGGAACCUGCUGGAUCGGAUGUUCACGCUGGACCCGUCGAAGCGCAUCUCGGUUAAAGACGCACUGGCGCACUCGUUUGUGAAGGGAGGACAAGAACUGAAGACGCAACGAUAG